Messenger RNA from Zingiber officinale, 8089 nucleotides. Its product is annotated as piezo-type mechanosensitive ion channel homolog. Bases 264 to 7763 code for a protein of 2499 amino acids. Lineage: Eukaryota; Viridiplantae; Streptophyta; Magnoliopsida; Zingiberales; Zingiberaceae. The record is from RefSeq and is a predicted model, not a curated record. The transcript has 21 exons.
AGCAACGUUCCCUGCGGAGUCUAAUUUGGGAAGCGCAGUGCCUCGUCCGACCGCGAACGGGGAAUCCCGUUUCGUGCCGCCCGAGCCCGAAGCCCAAAUCUGGCUGCAAUAGCCCGAUCCGUCCCGUGACGAGCACAUUCUAAUCGGCGUAUCCGUGGUUCGUCCUCAUCCCCGCUUUCUCCUGAUCCCCAUGCGCGAUUGCGUUCGCCGGAAGUCGCCGAUGUAUCGCGGCGGCGGCAGAGGGGGAAUUCGAGAUAGGGUUUAUGCCUCCCUGGAUUGAUGAUCUGUCAGCUCGUACCCGGACAGGACCGAUGACGGGAUUUCUUGGUAGUUUCCUGCUGCCUCUACUGCUUCUGGCAGCUUCUUUGGUUGGUUGGAAUUUGAUUUCUCUGGUCAAUAUGCUCUUGUUUUUUGCCAUUCAAUUUACUACUCCAAGAGUAGGAUUCAAUUCUUGGAGAGUGUAUACUAUAGCUUGCUGUACUGUCAUCUUUUCAGUACUUGUGCUUAUAGCAGAAACAAUAUUUCAUAUUCUUUGGCAUAUUAAAGGGGACAAAUGGAUUGUUGCUGAUGCUGGCUGGUUCAAGCUAAUUGGAUUUGUGAGAGACCAGCCAUGGGGACCAACAUCAGCUAUUUAUUUUGUUAUUAUACAGCUAUCAACUGCUCUUGUUGCUUUAGUUGAAGUUCUCAGUAAUAGAUUUCACCAAGGCUCUUUCUUGCUAAACUUUUCAAUGUCUACAAAUGAUAUAGGUUAUCACCUGAGAGUUGUUUGCUGUUUAAUCCUUCCAGCUAUUCAGCUCGUUGUGGGAAUUAGUCAUCCAUCUUGGAUAUCUCUACCCUUCUUUAUUUGUAGUUGUAUUGGCCUUGUUGAUUGGUCUCUAACUAGCAACUUUCUUGGCCUUUUUCGGUGGUGGAGGCCUCUCCUGAUAUAUACUUGCUUCAGUAUUCUUCUCAUUUACACCUACCAGCUUCCUGUGAGUUUUCCUAACAUGUUCCUCACAUUUGCUGAUUUUGUUGGCCUGUACAAAAUAACAGGAAGAUCAGACUUUCCCGAACUCUGUUCUGGGGCAUCUCUUCUUUUAUUUUACUACAUGUUAUCCUCCGUCAAGUGUGAUCUGCAAGAAAUGGACUUUAUAAUGUCUAUGAAGAAUAGCAGUUUGGUGGAGCAACUUCUUCCAUCAAGGCAUUCAUUUUUCAUUCGUGAAUCUCGGUCAGGUAUGAGGCAUACUAAUUUUAUGUUGAGAGGAUCUGUUUUCCGGAAUUUCAGCGUUAACUUCUUCAUUUAUGGUUUUCCGGUGUUGCUAUUUUCACUUUCUUUUUGGAGCUUCAGUUUCAACAGUAUAUGUGCUUUUGGAUUGCUUGCAUAUGUUGGAUAUGUGUUAUUUGCCUUUCCCUCUAUUGUUGAACUACACCGGUUAAAUGGGAUGCUUCUAGUAUUCAUUCUGCUGUGGGCUACUAGCACAUACGUAUUCAAUGUGGCUUUCACAUUCCUUAACAAAAAAAUCCAGAAGGACAUGGUGAUUUGGGAAACUAUUGGACUAUGGCAUUAUCCUAUUCCGGGAUUUUUCCUACUUGCACAAUUUGGUCUAGGAGGGCUUGUGGCAUUGGUUAAUCUUGCAAACAAUUCUGUUUUUCAGUACUUGUAUGAUGAGGGUGGGCAAUUAUCUAAUACUGACAAUAUAGUUGAAGAAACGGAGGACACUAAAGUUCUAAUUGUAGCUACUAUAGCUUGGGGGCUACGCAAAAUUUCUCGUCCAAUUACCCUUGUGCUGUUGUUUCUUCUUGUCAUGAAACCUGGCCUUGUUCAUGCUGCUUAUAUGUGUUUCUUCCUGGUAUUUCUGUUGAGCCACUCUAUCAGCAAAAAGCUGCGGCAAGCUUUAGUUAUCUUUUGUGAAGCGCAUUUUGCAGUGUCAUAUAUCUUGCAGCUUGAUCUUAUAUCAAAAGCCUUGGAGCGUAGUAGUUCCUUGACUCAUCUAAUUCUUUCCCAAUUAGGUCUGCAGCAGCAUGCUGGCUACAUGGAUUUUCUGAAGAUAGGAGUACUGGUGUGUUUUUCUGCUUUGCAAAAUCAUGGAUUCGACAUCCUCUGUUCAUUUUCUGCUGUUCUCCAACAUACACCACGUCCUCCACUUGGAUUUAGUGUCUUAAAAGCCGGUCUUAAGAAAUCAGUGCUGCUAUCUGUGUACAACUCAACAAGCUCCAGAGACAGACACCAACGCUCUUCACAUGAGAAACAGAUAGCAGCGUAUCUCCGCAAAGUGAGUGAAAUAUUCUUGUCCACCUAUCACUCUUUUGGAACAUAUGUUGCAUUUUUAACAAUCCUUUUCACACUCUACCUUGUUACACCAAAUUAUGUAUCGUUUGGAUAUCUUUUCUUCCUCUUGGUUUGGAUAAUUGGAAGGCAACUCGUGGAGCAGACAAAAACUAGACUUUGGUUUCCCUUAAAGGUCUAUUCAGCAGUAGUUUUUAUUUGCACCUAUAGCUUGAGCACUUCUACUGUCUUGGCAUCAUGGGUGUCUAAGUUGGUGAACCUAUAUCCUGAUUUGGGUUUUAAUCCUGAAGCUUCUUUGUUGGAGAAUGUCUGGGAAUCUGUUGCUGUUCUAAUUGUUAUGCAACUCUACAGCUACGAAAGGAGACAGAGCAAAAAUAAGACAGUUGAUUCAUCUGCAGUGUCAGAAUUUGGAUUUCUUGGUUUUGUCAGAAGGUUCCUGAUAUGGCAUAGUGAAAAGCUCUUGUCAAUUGCUCUCUUUUAUGCUUCUUUGUCUUCAAUAAGUGUAUUUGGUCUUGUUUAUCUUCUUGGUCUUACUCUCUGUUCUUUUCUACCAAAAGUUGCGAGGAUUCCAUCCAAAGUAUUCCUUGUUUAUACAGGAUUACUGGUUGUGUCCGAAUAUUUAUUCCAAAUGUGGUGCAAGCUUGCUGACAUGUGUCCUGAUCAGCAACUCUAUCAUCUAGCUCUCUUUCUUGGUUUCAGGUAUUAUGAACCAGGAUUUUGGGGCCUUGAGUCUGGUUUAAGGGGAAAAAUUUUGGUAAUUGUUGCAUGCUCACUACAGUACAAUGUAUUUCACUGGUUAAGCAUGAUGCCGGCUGCUCUAGUACAUAAGGGUAAGUGGGAGGAACCAUGUCAGUUGUUUAUUUCAACAGAACAUUCAUCAAGAAAUGCUAUGGUGUGUGCUGAAGAAAAUGAGGGAUUGUUAGACUCAAUUACUUCAAGCGAAAGAACCUUUUCUCCAUCCUUUAACUCCAACCUCAACAGAACACCAGAGUUUGUUAAUGCUUCAGAGAACAACAAUAAGAGAUACUUGUUUUCAGACAUAUGGGGGAGUUCCAAAGAAAGCCACAAGUGGAACAAAAAACGUAUCCUUGCUUUAAGAAAAGAGAGGCUCGAGAUGCAGAAGACUACUUUGAAAAGCUUUACAAAAUUUUGGUUAGAAAAUUUAUUUAAACUCCGAGGACUUGAGAUUAACAUGAUCGUAUUAUUAUUGGCAAGUUUUGCAGUGUUGAAUGCUAUAUCUAUGUUUUACAUAUUAUGCCUUGUCACGUGCAUUCUUCUAAAACGAGAAGUUAUUCGUAAGUUGUGGCCUGUAUUUGUUUUCAUAUUUGCCUCUGUCUUGAUUGUUGAAUACUUUGUCACCUGGAAAGAUCUAGUUCCAUGGACUAGGGAAACUAGUGGGGUUGAAAUUCACUGCCAUGAUUGUUGGAGUAAGUCAGACCGCUACUUCAGAUUUUGCAAGCAAUGUUGGCUAGGGAUGAUUGUUGAUGAUUCACGAAUGCUUGUGAGCUACUAUUUGGUUUUUAUCUUUUCUUCUUUCAAACUCCGUGCUGAUCAUUAUUUAGGCUUCUCUGAAUCACAUACCUACUUUCAGAUGAUGUCCCAAAGGAUAAGGGCAUCUGUAUGGAAAGAUCUCUCAUUUGAAACAAAAAGCUUCUGGACAUUUCUUGACUAUCUGAGGCUGUACUCUUAUUGCCAUUUACUAGAUAUUGUACUUGCCUUAAUUUUGAUUACUGGAACUUUGGAAUAUGAUGUUUUGCAUCUUGGAUACCUUGGCUUUGCCCUUGUGUUCUUCCGGAUGAGACUAGAAAUACUUAAAAAGAAGAACAAAAUCUUCAAAUUUUUGCGAAUAUAUAAUUUUACAGUCAUUGUACUUUCUCUUGCCUAUCAAUCUCCCUAUCUUGGUGUCUUUAGUGCUGGCAAGUGUGAGCAGAUUGACUACAUAUAUGAAGUUAUUGGUUUUUAUAAAUAUGAUUAUGGAUUCAGAAUAACAUCAAGGUCUGCGUUGGUUGAGAUAAUAAUUUUUCUUCUAGUUUCUGUGCAGUCAUAUAUCUUCUACCCUGGAGAGUUUGAUUAUGUAGCGAGAUAUCUUGAAGCAGAACAUAUUGGUGCUAUGGUUCAAGAGCAAGAAAAAAUGGCUUCUUGGAAAAUUGCACAAUUGCAGCAUACCCGUAAAACAUUAGAACAAAAAUGUCAACGGAAUAUGCAAGUUGAAAAGAUAAAAUCUGAGAUGCUUAAUCUACAAGUUCAGCUCAAUAGCUUUAACUCUGUUCAGCCUCUUGACGAUGGCACACUGCAAACAGGUCUUCGACACAGAAGCUCAUCCAUCAGUAAAGAAAAAGUAGGUUGGAUGCCGGAUAACAAAUUUAGAUCACCUUCUAAGAAGGAUGAGGAUAGCAAUAAUGAAUUCUACCAUUCCUUUGACUUUGCAGUGCCUGAAAUAUACACAAAUGUCACGUCUCAGUUAAUAUCUGAUUUCCAAAGCUCACCAACUAGUGCAAAAAGCGGAAGCUCAAUUUCUGUAGAUAUGAAGCAUAACUCAGAUAAUAUUUGUGAGAUAAGCGAAGUUGGUGAUAUAGAUGAAUUAACAUUGUGGAAUACACAUAGAAGAGAGAGAGACAAGAUCAAGAAUAAAGAGAAUCCUUUGUCUUCUGCCGUGCAGCUAAUUGGUGAUGGUGUUUCACAAGUUCAGUCUCUUGGAAAUCAGGCAGUUACUAACAUUGUGAGUUUCUUAAACAUUGAGCCUGAAGACCCUGAUUCAACUGGGCAUUCCAAUACAGAUGCUGCAAUAGAUAAGGGACUAGAGAGACAGUGGAAUCCAGAAUAUGCUUAUUCGGAUGAAAUGUCCUCUGUUAAUUCUAGUACAGCCACAACAAGACCAUCAGCUAGUUUGCAAAUAGGAAGGAUCUUUCAGUUUAUAUGGUCACAAAUGCGCUCAAAUAAUGAUGUUGUUUGCUACUGUUGCUUCAUACUUGUGUUUCUGUGGAAUUUUAGUUUGCUAUCAAUGUUUUACCUUGCUGCUCUUUUCCUUUAUGCCCUUUGUGUAAAUUCUGGCCCUACUUUCAUGUUCUGGAUUAUAAUGCUGAUCUACACUGAGUUCAAUAUUUUGGUGCAAUACUUGUAUCAGAUUAUUAUCCAGCACUGUGGACUGAUCAUGGAGCUACCUCUAUUGCAAAAAUUGGGGUUCCCUGAACAUAAAAUAAAGGCAUCCUUUGUUGUAAGCACAUUACCUCUGUUUCUUGUGUAUAUAUCAACUCUUCUGCAAAGUUCAAUAACAGCCAAAGACGGUGAGUGGGCACCAGUGGCAGAUUUUAAAAUUUCAUUUGGCCAACAUCAUUUUGACGAAGGCUUUAGGUCAGUAACUGGUUGGAAGGAUAAGAUGCAAAGGCUAAUUUCAUCACUAAUGAAUCCAUUGUGGAUGAUAUCGAGAAGCUUCACUAGGUACUGGAGGUCAAUUACUCGAGGAUCAGAGGCACCCCCAUACUUUGUACAACUGUCGAUGGAAGUUAAUCCAUGGCCAGAUGGUGGAAUCCAACCAGAGAGCAUAGAAUCUAAAAUAAAUGAGUUGCUUAUUAAAUCUCAUGAAAAAAAAUGUGAUGCAGAAGAUGAAUUGCCAUGCCAUUCUGCUAGUAGAGUUCGAAUUCAAAGCAUUGACAGAAGUCAAGAAAAUAACAAUAUCAUUCUUGCUGUUCUUGAAGUUGUGUAUGCUUGUGCUCCUGUCAGAUGUGUGCCAGUAGAAUGGUACAGAUCAUUAACUCCAGCUGCAGAUGUAGCAGCAGAGAUUCAGAACUCUCUUGAAUUUGGAAUUCUCAAAAAUAUUCAAUUCCCAUACCCUAUUAUUUCUGUGAUUGGAGGCGGCAAAAGAGAAAUUGAUUUAUAUGCAUAUGUAUUUGGUGCUGAUUUGGCAGUUUUCUUUCUAGUUGCUAUGUUUUAUCAAUCAGUUAUCAAGAACAAUAGCAAGCUUAUUGAUGUUUAUCGACUUGAAGAUCAGUUUCCCAAGGAAUUUGUUUUCAUACUGAUGGUACUCUUUUUCUUAAUUGUUCUUGACCGCAUUAUAUACCUAUGUUCUUUUGGCAUCACCAAAGUUAUUUUUUACCUUUUCAAUCUCAUCCUCUUCACAUACUCAAUCACAGAUUAUGCUUGGUCUAUGAGAAUAUCAAGCAAUCAUAUUGGAGAACUUGCUCUUCGAGCUAUAUUUGUAACAAAAUCUAUUUCCUUAGUAUUACAGGCAUUACAAAUCCGCUAUGGGAUUCCAAACAAAAGCACCUUAUAUCGUCAUUUUUUGACAAGCAAAGUUACACAAAUACAUUAUUUGGGUUUUAGACUUUACCGUGUUAUACCAUUCUUAUACGAACUCCGAUGUGUACUGGAUUGGUCAUGCACUUAUACAUCUCUGACAAUUUAUGAUUGGUUGAAGUUGGAGGACAUCUAUGCAAGUUUAUUUCUUGUCAAAUGUGAUGCUGAUCUAAACAGAGCAAGACACAAUCUAGGCCAAAGACAAAGUAAAAUGACCAAAUUCUGCAGUGGCAUUUGUUUAUUCUUCAUUUUAAUAUGUGUAAUCUGGGCCCCUAUGCUGAUAUACAGCAGUGGUAAUCCAACCAACAUAGCUAAUCCUGUAGUUGAUGUUAGUAUUCAAAUUGAUAUCAAAUCAUUGGGUGGGAGGCUCACCCUAUACCAGUCAACUAUAUGUGAAAAAUUUCCCGGGGGCAGUCUGGGUAACUAUGACAUACUUAACCUUCAUAAUUAUCUGGAUACAUACAAUAUUGACGACAUUCAACUGAUCUGCUGUGAAGCUGAUUCAAGCACCAUUUUUAUGGCCCCCUCUAUAGUUCAGAGCAGAUAUGCCAGAUCCAUUGAUCAAAAUACCACUAUUAUUUUCACUUGGAUCUUCACAAGGGAGAGGCCAAAGGGGAAGGAAGCUGUGAAAUAUGAAUCAAAUGUUGAAAAUUGUCCCUGCUUAGAUAAUGUCAAACAAGUGCUGAGUGGCACUGGCACACUAGAUGGAUUUAAUAUACCUGAUGCUUAUCCUCAAUACUUUCGGGUAACUAGCUCUGGUGAAGUAAGGCCUCUUGAAGCACUUGUAAAAUCUGUAAGUGGCGAUCUUUUCAUAAAUAAUGGGAACCCUCCAUGGUGGUCCUUCAAUAUUAAUGUUACAGAUUCCCAGGAAUGCAAUGGACUGAUUGGACCAAGUGUUGUUGUUGUGUCUGAAGAGACACCACAAGGUAUCCUUGGUGAAACUAUUAGCAAGUUCAGCAUCUGGAGUCUCUAUCUUACUUUUGUUCUGGCUGUUGGACGAUUUAUUAGACUUCAGUGUUCUGACUUGAGAAUGAGAAUACCCUAUGAGAAUCUCCCCUCAUGUGACAGACUGAUAGCAAUAUGUGAGAACAUAUAUGCUGCUCGAGCUGAAGGCGAGUUAGAAGUUGAGGAGGUUCUCUAUUGGACCCUAAUAAAGAUCUACAGAUCUCCACACAUGCUUCUCGAGUACACCAAGUCAGAUUGAAACUAGGCAUCCAUGUCACUAAAGAUUGAUUGGACACACAAAGAAGAUUACAGACAUGUGAAGAACAUUACAGCAAUUGACAUCAAAAUCAAAAGUUUGUUUAUUUCAUUUGGCAUCAAAAUGUACUUGAGAAGUUUUGAAUUUAGCUCUUCUUAGAUUUAUCAAAUUAAUUAUUUAUUUGUUUGCAGAUGAGUUUGUCUGAAAUAGGUAACAUUGGAUUGCCAUUUUUUGGCAACAUCCAAAUGCCAUGAUAACCUCGUUAAUCUUAGGUGUAACAAUAUAUGUAAAUAGAUGUUACUUACAAAGCUUAAUUUUUCUUGUAUUUA